UUCUCUUAUUAAUAAAUUUGUCAAACAAUAAAUUAAAUGAACGUAUAGAGAAUGCCUUCUGAAAUAUGGUGUCAAUGUGCUUAAUAUCGGCGAACUGGACCAUGCUUCUGUAUUCAAAAUAUCUAUAAUAAAAGAAUGAUUUUCCGAAAGUGGUUUUUGUUCGUAAUUUGGUUUUGAAAGAUUGAAAAGCAAGUAAAGGACACAGGAACAACAACUAACAUGGAAACCCGACCACCUUACUCAAAAUCUGCCCGUUUGGAAAAUGAUAACGACCAUAACCAUAGUGCAGUUCCUUUGGAUGAGGUGUUGGCGUGCUCCACAAGUGAACUACCUGGAAGAACAUCUAGAAAGCGACUGAAGAUAGAUGGCAGAGACAUCCUCAUCAUUAAAUACGGAGUCAAUUACUAUGCGAUGGACUCUGUAUGCUACCAUGCAGGGGGUCCUCUUUAUGAUGGUGACAUUGAGGAACUGGGUGGAAGAUUGUGUCUUGUAUGUCCUUGGCACAAAUACAAAGUGUGUGUCGACACUGGUCAAAAUUAUUACCAGUCGGUUGAUCCGUUCCAUCCCAAGACCAGUGUGAAAUGGACAGCAGGGAGUCAGCGGCAGAGGACGCAUGCAGUGCGCGUACACGAGGGCAAUAUCUACCUAAAACUGACCGACAGGGAUGGCACCUUAGAUUCGGAUAAAUACAAUACGGAAAAGCAGGAUAACUUAUGACUACUCUUUUGUUAUUAAAUCAAAAUUUGAAACUGUUUUUCUAAUUUGUGUUACUUAAUAAAUAAAUAAAAAAUG
Dreissena polymorpha is the source of this 792-nucleotide messenger RNA. RefSeq names its product Rieske domain-containing protein-like. The transcript is spliced from 5 exons. The record is from RefSeq and is a predicted model, not a curated record. Lineage: Eukaryota; Metazoa; Mollusca; Bivalvia; Myida; Dreissenidae. Gene Ontology annotation, molecular function: 2 iron, 2 sulfur cluster binding. The coding region runs from base 220 to 717 and encodes 165 amino acids.